GUCCCCGCAGCCCUCGCUUCCCGGGGCUCGACCGGGGGUCCGGAGGGAGGAAGUCAGCCCCGGCCGUACCGCUGGCGCGGAAGCGGCUGCCCCCCUCCUCUUCCUCCCCCACCGGCGAUGGCUCCAUGCCGCCGCGCUCCCGGAAGCCCCGGCAGCAGCAGCGCGACCGGCCCCCUCACAGCCGCCGCUCCAGCUCCGCUCCGCCCCGUCGCGCCGGCGCAGGGGCCGGCCGCGGCCGGGGGCGGCGUGGCCGCGGCGGGGGCGGGCCUGCUCCCGUUCCCGCUCCCCGUCCCGGCGGCGGCGGCGGCAUGGAAGCGGCGAGUCGGCGGGCGCUGCGGGCCGGGCUGGCGCUGGGCGCGCUGGCGCUGGUGCUGCAGGGGCUGCGGGGAUGGCUGGCCUCCAAGCGGUACGAGUUCAGCCCCGCCGAGAUCGCCCAGCUCGCCCGGCACCACGCGGGGCUGGACCAUGAGCUGGCUUUCUCCAAGAUCAUCGUGGAGCUACGGAAGAAGCACCCUGGCCACAUCCUGCCAGAUGAGGACCUGCAGUGGGUGUUCGUGAAUGCAGGCGGGUGGAUGGGUUCGAUGUGCCUCCUGCACGCCUCGCUCACCGAGUACGUGCUGCUCUUUGGGACAGCUGUUGACACUGGGGGACACUCGGGUCGGUACUGGGCGGAUAUCUCCGACACCGUCAUCUCGGGAACCUUCCGGCAGUGGAAAGAGGGGACCACCAGAAGUGAGAUCUACUAUCCUGGGGACACCAUCGUGCACCAGGCGGGAGAGGCCACAUCAGUGCAGUGGAGCGCAGGCACCUGGAUGGUGGAGUACGGCCGGGGCUUCAUCCCCUCCACGCUCGCCUUCGCCCUGGCUGACACCCUCUUCAGCACUCAGGACUUCAUCACCCUCUUCUACACCUUGCGCAUCUAUGCCAAGGGCCUGCUUCUGGAAGCCAAUGCCUUCUUCAGCACCUUGGGCUGCUGAGCCUGGCUCGAUGGGGCACCCUCCCAGGCAUGGCUGGCUCCUCUCCUCCCAGCCUUCCUCCCUUUUUUUCCUCCUCCUCCUCCCUGAGCCCAGGCUCUAGCAGAUGCAUCAGGAGACUCCCAAAGUCUCCCCCAAAUUGCUCUGUCCUUCCCCAUAGGCAGCUGGGUGCCAGGGCAGAGGCACCACGGCAGUCACACCAAUACAGACUGCCAGUUGUCUUUACUACCUGCCUCUCCCCCCUUUUGAUCGGAGCCAUGUCCUGCUUUUCCAUCCAUCGGGGCUGGAGUGGCCUUGCAGGUUACGAAGACCCCUGUGUGCCCUCAGCAUGCAGCUGCAGAGGGGCUGGAGCUGGCUGUCUCCAGGCUCUGCAAAAUUUCUGCAGCUCCUGAGACAUCAGGAGGAGGAUGCCACCCUCAGGCAGGGUGCAUGGGGUGAGCUGGGCCAGAGCACCCUCUGUAAAGGUCGGCCAAGAGGUUCCCCAUCUCCCUGGCAAGCUGCCGGGGCUGUAGGAAGCGCAGGGUGCUGUGUCCAGCUGGCAGCAUCUCCUGUGGCUCUGUCCCUGCUGCUGUGGGUUGGCAGUACACAAUGUCACCCUGGCACAGGACAGGAUCUGUGCUGGGACAUCCUGGUCAGUAAGGUGAUGCCCAGCUUCCAUGCUGAAGGUCCCUCUUGGUCCCCUGUGUGUCAUCUGCCCCAAGGUAUGGCUGCGGCUGGAAGAGGAUCCCUUUCCCGUGGUCCCUCUCCCUGCAGUCCCCCCCAAUGGGGAGAGCCACCGUCUGUCGCCUUAACCGGGAGCCCAUUCUGUGUGGCCUCUGGGCUAUGCACAUACCCAGUGUCUGCAGGUGCCUGAACUUCUGUACUAGCUCAGGAUGGGAUCUCGCCCCUCAAAACACCUCCCCUGGCUGUGAGACCCCCUGGGAACAGCCGCCCUGCUCGGCUCCUGGUGUCAGGUACCAGCCGCCAAGGGAGUGCUGCGGUCCCCAGCACUAAGCCCAGCUGUGGACCCUGCUUGCAGCCCUGCGGCCGGACCUGUGCGGGCUUACUGCUUGGUGGAGGGCUUUCACCUCCACACCGCUGCCAAGCUAAUGUGUGUGUCCGCAGUCACCAGGCCUGUAGCAUGUCGCUCUUCCUGCUCCCUGGACUGUCUCUGUCUGCUGACUGGCAGCCCUGCACAUGGGCUACUUCUUAAUUUGCCACCUGAAAAGAGGUAUCAGUAAUAAAAUUGUUUAACCCACCA
This is a messenger RNA of Phalacrocorax carbo (great cormorant), 2214 nucleotides long. The record is from RefSeq and is a predicted model, not a curated record. NCBI's taxonomy places the organism in Eukaryota, Metazoa, Chordata, Aves, Suliformes, Phalacrocoracidae.